AUGAAGAGGAGUCCUAGUGAAAACAUAGUGAUUUGUGAUGGAACUUUUGAGGAGUCUGAUGCUAGUAAGUAAACAGUUAUGUUAUUUAUACAAAAAUGCAGUGAUAUAAACAAUAGCCUCAAUGGCCGUGAAAAUAAGCUUUAGCAACAUCGGCGUCGCGAAAUUGUUUGACCCGAUGAGGAGAGCAUGAUGGAAGGGAAGGUUGCCUUCCAUCUCUCAUUGAAGCUCUUUUAAUAACGAUAAAAAUUUACCUCUGCAAGGAUUUUAAGUCAUUGUAGCAAAUGAAGUUAAUACGUUUUAUGUAAUUUCCUGUUAGCUCAUGAUCACUUUGGCGGAAGUUCGUACCCGUCGUUGUAGUAAACUAGAUCUACAUCAGGGCGCUGGAUUUUAAUACUCACUUCUCGUAGAGCUAUUGAUAUCCUCUUCGAAAUUAAGAUAAACUUGAAAGAAUUUGAGUCAACUUGACUAAAGCCGCUUUGAAACGUAUGAAUUUUUGCCUUUUCUGUGCUUAAAUGUCUUCUAAUUGAUUUUACAACUAAAGAAAAUAUCAAACGAAGUCCAUUAACAUGCAAUUCAAACUUAUCAAACACAAUACAUCACGAACAACCUGCGACUGCUGCCUCUAACGAGGAUACUGAGCUCUGGACUAUGAGAUAGAACCGGUUGUUGCAUUAGUUUUUAUGAGGAGUAUUCCAAGACGGUCUCUUUCCUUCGAUAUCUCCUCGUUGCUGAAGUCAAUAAUGAUAACUGCUUCUCCUUAAAUCUUUAUCACAGCUCGCAUACUGGUCACUGAUGUGAAAAAUAAGCCACCAAAUAAAAACAAUGCUGUGAAACUGCUAUUCACGGACACAAAGCCAAACAAGCUGUAUGCAAUGAAAGGAAUUGGAUGCGGACAAGAAAUCCAAACCGAAGUAAGGAGUUAUCUCAUUCAUACAAUUCAACUUUCAUUCAUUCAUUUUAGCUUCACUCAUUCAUUUAUCCAUUCAUAAUUAAUUAUGCCCACUUCCUCACCCGCUCAUUCACUCGUUCAUGAAUUUAUUCAGUCAGUCAUUCGAUCUGUCCGUCAUUAAUUGCUUAAUCAAAAUUAUUUCUAAUUCAAAGAUACUUUCCGUUUUGCAAGGAAAUGUCUUCGCAUGAUGACGAAAGCGAUAUCUUUUUGCCUGAGUAUUUCUGGAGCUACACCAUGCUCAAACACGACAGAACCGGCUGCUAUGUGGGAUGUGACUACACUGGAAAAGUGACUUUGAUGGAAAAUUCAAAGCCCGAAUAUCCUAACGCUGAGAUUCUAUUCAUCGCCAAUGCACCUUAA
Molecule: messenger RNA, 1309 nt
Organism: Pocillopora meandrina
Lineage: Eukaryota; Metazoa; Cnidaria; Anthozoa; Scleractinia; Pocilloporidae
Source: the annotation of a GenBank genome assembly